Messenger RNA from Eremothecium gossypii ATCC 10895, 2433 nucleotides. RefSeq names its product Cu(2+)-transporting P-type ATPase CCC2 (gene CCC2). Gene Ontology annotation, cellular component: membrane. NCBI's taxonomy places the organism in Eukaryota, Fungi, Ascomycota, Saccharomycetes, Saccharomycetales, Saccharomycetaceae. The transcript has a single exon. Bases 1 to 2433 code for a protein of 810 amino acids. Gene Ontology annotation, molecular function: copper ion binding; P-type divalent copper transporter activity; ATP binding. Gene Ontology annotation, biological process: copper ion homeostasis; monoatomic cation transport. The record is from RefSeq and is marked provisional.
AUGGAGGUAACAGGGCUUGAGGCAGAGAUGGCUCGGAUGGGCAACGGAAGCAUGGCGGGGACUACGGCAGUGCUAUCGGUGCGCGGAAUGACCUGCGCGGCGUGCGUGAAGACGGUGGACGAAGCGGUCCGGGCGGUGGACGGAGUGGUGAACGCGGAGGUCUCGUUGGUGACGGAGGAGUGUCGGGUGGAGUACGAGCGCAAGCGGGUGGGGCUGCGGCAGAUCGUGGAGACGAUCGAGGACUGCGGGUUCGAGGCGCGGGUGGGCGGAUGUGCGCGGGAGGAGCAGGUGCGGCGGCUCGCGCGGGCAGAGGAGACGGCGCAGUGGCGGCGGCGGGCGGCGCAGGCGUGGGCCGCGGCGGCGGUGAUGAUGGGACUUUACAUGGUGGCCCCGCUGGAGGAGGCGCUGGGGCCCACGCCGCUGGCGGGGCUGUUCUGGCGGGACGUGGCCGGGCUGGCGGUGGCGAGCGGCGUGCUGGCAACGGCGGGGCGGCCGUUUCUGCGGGGACUGGGCGCGCUGCGGCACGGACGGGGGACGAUGGACACGCUGGUAGCGCUGUCCUCAGGGGUGACGUACCUGUUCUCGGUCGCGACGAUCUGCCGGGGGGUGUGGCUGGGGAGCGCGGACCCGCCCAGCACGUUCCUGGACACGACGGUGAUGCUGGUGGCGUUCAUCUGUGUGGGCAAGCUGCUGGAGAGCCGCGCGCGCGCGCGCGCGGCGGACUCGCUGGCGCGGAUGGUGUCGAGCGCGCCCAGCAUGUGCACGAUCCGCGAGUCGGGCAGCGACCGCGAGGUGGAGGUGGAGCUGCUGCAGGCGGGCGACGUGGUGGUGAUGAGGCCGGGCACGAAGCUGCCGGCGGACGGCACAGUGCUGGAGGGCGAGGCGGAGGUGGACGAGUCGCUGAUGACGGGGGAGUCGACGCUGGUGCCCAAGUACCCCGGCAGCAGGGUGCUCUGCGGCUCUGUGAACGGCGCGGCAGGGUUCCUGUACCGCGCGGACCUGGUGGGCGAGGAGACACGCCUGGCGGGCAUCGUUGCUGCGAUGAAGCAGGCACAGCUCGCGAAGGCACCGAUCCAGCGCUACGCGGACUUCCUGGCCUCGUGGUUCAUUCCCAGCGUGCUGAUCCUGGCGUUGCUGACUUUCGUAUGCUGGAUGCUCAUCUGCACGCUUUUGGCGACGCCGCCAUCCAUCUUCAACAACUCCAACCGACUGUACGUCUGCUCGCGUAUCGCGAUUACCGUGAUCGUGGUGGCCUGUCCGUGUCCGCUGGGGCUUGCAGCGCCCACCGCUAUCAUGGUCGGGACGGGGCUCGGCGCUGAACGCGGACUACUGUUCAAGGGCGGCGACGUGAUAGAAACCGCCGCUGCUGUGCAGGCGAUUUUGUUUGAUAAAACGGGCACGCUGACCACCGGCAAGUUGACUGUACACAACUUCACCUCAGAGUCCAAGGCACUGACUCCGGACCAGUGGGCCCUGGUUUGCGCCGCGGAGCGCCUCAGCGAGCAUCCGAUUGCACGUGCGAUCGUUACAUAUGCCGAACCAUACGCUUCGCCGGAGGCCGUCGCGCGCAUUGUUGUGCUAAAUCACGAGGUCCUUGUGGGCCUAGGUGUGCGCUGUGUUUUGCAACUAGACGGCGUGGAGCAUAGGAUCACCAUCGGCAGUGCACGCUUGCUGCCCGAAGGGCCAUCGAAGUUUUCCGGUUCCACUGCGUCCUUUGUUGCUGUGAACGAUGUUCUACUGGGACGCUUUGACCUUUCUGACUCCCUACGUGAGGACGCGUACGAAGUGGUCCAGGCGCUCCUUUCCCGCGGCCACUACGUCGGAAUGGUUACUGGCGACAACCACGAGGCGGCGAUGCAUGUAUCGCACGCUCUUGGAAUCCCGCUCAACAAUGUUUUCAGUGAACGUUUACCAGAGGGCAAGUGCGACGUUUUGCGGCAGCUGCGGCAAAAGUACGACUAUGUUGCCUUUAUCGGAGACGGCAUCAACGACUCUGUGGCACUCGCUGAAAGCGACCUCGGUAUUUCGCUGUCCGGCAACAGUGACAUCGUUGCGGACGCCGCCGGAAUCGUGGUUUUGGACCAUUCCUCGGCGCCGCCGCUAACCCGCAUUCUGUAUGCCAUCGAUCUCGCGCGCGCCACGUUUAACCGCGUCAAGCUGAACAUUUUCUGGGCAGUCCUGUACAAUUCUCUCAUGCUCCCAGUCAGCAUGGGCGUCCUCAUUCCGUGGGGCAUACAAUUGCCGCCCAUGGCUGCCGCCGCGGGUAUGGCGAUGAGCUCUGUGAGCGUGGUGACAAGCUCCCUGCUGCUGGCGCGCUGGAGACCAGUCCCUGCUGCGUCGCGCAAGGCCGCCGUGGGAUCCUGGCGCAACUUCUUCAAAAAAGGUCCACGGGCGGACCAAGUCGAGCUUCAACAUCUCGCGCCCGAAGUAUGA